Messenger RNA from Schistocerca cancellata (South American locust), 1621 nucleotides. Its product is annotated as ionotropic receptor 75a-like. Gene Ontology annotation, molecular function: glutamate-gated receptor activity. The transcript is spliced from 8 exons. Bases 1 to 1545 code for a protein of 514 amino acids. Lineage: Eukaryota; Metazoa; Arthropoda; Insecta; Orthoptera; Acrididae. Gene Ontology annotation, cellular component: membrane. The record is from RefSeq and is a predicted model, not a curated record.
AUGGUGCCUCGUGGCCGCUGUCGUCAGUGCGCAGAGCUGGGCCUGCUGAACACGUCGACGCACUGGCUGGUGUGGGGCGGAGGGCCGCCGCCGGCGGACCUGCCGCUGCGGCUGGACAGUGACGUCACGUGGGCCUUUCCUCGCGAGGGCGAAGUCGCCCUGGAGAAGCUGGUCCUCGACCAACCCGAAGACUCGCUGCUCAGGAUCCCCGUGGGGCGCUGGUCGCAGGGCACAGGGCUGGCGUACCACGGCACCCACGUGCAGUGGCCGCCGCGCCAGCUCAACGGACGAAUACUGCGUCUCGCAGCCAGGGUGAUCUACUCGCCCUUGGACAACCUGGGGAGGAGACUAAGGAAGGUGGAGGACAAGCACCUGGACAAGGUUGCGCGUUUCGGCUGGGAGGUCUGCUCUCGGUUGUCAGACAUGCUCAAUUUCUCGAUCGUGCUGUACUCCACAUCUUCUUUCGGCUUCGCUGUGCUGGGUAACAAAACAAUGGACGGGGUGGUCGGCCUGCUGGCGAACGGCACCGUCGAUAUCGGCGUCACGGCGCUGGUGAUCACGCACCAGCGGCUCAAUUUCAUCGACUUUACUGGGCCGGGCGUUCUCUGGACCACCAAGAUCGCGUUCCGGCACCCAAAGGCGGUGGGCGUGUACGGGACGCUGUUCCGGCCGUUCGAGGCCCCUCUGUGGGUGGCCAGCAGCGUGGUGUACUCGCUGGUGCUGGCCACCGCGUGGCUGGCCUACCGCGCUGUGCGAUGCUGCGAGGGCGGACGUGAAGGCAGCUGGAGCUCGGCGCUGCUCCUGCUUUGUUCCGCCAUCAGCCAGCAAGCCAUCGUGACGUCGCUGCUGCUGCCGCCGCCCAGGACCAUCAGGAGCAAGCGAGACCUCGUGCACAGCCCGCUCGCCUUCGGCUCCGAGAACGUCAGCUACGUGCACGGCUACUUCGAGACGAGCGACGACCCGGUGGACCGCGCGCUGUGUGCCUCUCGUCUGUUCUCCCGCGGCGCCUCCAGGCCCAACUACUUUUCUCCAGAGGUCGGCGUGCGCAAGAUGGCGACGGAGUUGUUCGCGUACCAUGCGGACGAGUCUCGAAUGUACCCUCUCAUCGACCGCAUCUUCGACGAGCAGGCCAAGUGCGCGCUGGAGACAAUCAACUUCCUGACGCCCACGAGGACUUUCACAGCAGUGCAGAAGAAUUCACCACUCAAGGAGACCAUCACUGCAGCGGUGCGCAUGCUGUGGGAGCGCGGCUUCAUGGCGCACGCGCACAAGACGUGGCGCCUGGAGCCGCCCGCCUGCCUGUCGGACAGCGACUACGUCAGCGUCGACCUGGCCGCCGUGUCUCCCGUCUUCCUCCUGCUGGUCGCCGCGCUGCUGCUCGCCGCCGUGGUGCUGCUGCUGGAGAGGGCCUGGUGUCGGCCAAAGAAUUCAUUUAACACAGAGGUAUACAAAAACAGUGAUCAAAGGAGCUCAACAGUACAAGAAACUUGUGGAAGACAUAUUGUUAUGAAGUCGCCAAUACUUUACAGAAAAGAAAAUGAAUAAAUAAACUCUGUCAUUAUUUUACAUAGAUAUUUUCAAAUCUGAUUUAUCAUUAAGUUGUAGCUGUGGUUUUGACACA